Molecule: messenger RNA, 1605 nt
Organism: Aureobasidium vineae
Lineage: Eukaryota; Fungi; Ascomycota; Dothideomycetes; Dothideales; Saccotheciaceae
Source: the annotation of a GenBank genome assembly
AUGGCCUUCAACUUCAACUGGUCUCCGCUCAUCGGCGACACGUCGCGCGCCCGCGACAUGCUCACCGCCGCCCUGAACAAGUCUCCGAAGCCGCCCAUCAUCGUUGACGACAUCAUCGUCAAUGAGCUGAACCUGGGCUCCGUCCCGCCCGAGCUCGAAAUCCUCGAGAUUGGCGACCUGGCCGAAGACCGCUUCCGCGGCAUCUUCAAAAUGUCCUACGCCGGCGAUGCCUAUCUCACUCUCAAGACCCGCGUCCAGGCAAAUCCUCUCAACACCUCGCUGUCUACCAAACCCGCCUUUGCCUCUCCCCAGCCCUUGGCCGCUGCCUCGGGCCUUACCAUCCCUAUCCAGAUCACCCUCUCCGACAUCCGCCUGUCAGGUUUUGUUAUCCUGGUCUUCUCGCGCCAAAAGGGCAUCACCCUCGUCUUCCGCAACGAUCCUCUCGAGUCUCUCAAGGUCUCGUCCACUUUCGACUCCAUCCCCUUCGUCCGCAACUACCUACAGAAAGAGAUUGAGGCUCAACUGCGUGUCUUGUUCAUGGACGACCUCCCUGCCAUCAUCCACCGUCUCUCCCUGCGGGCCUUCGUCCCCGAGUACCGACAAGCUCAAGAUGACGAAGCCAAGGAGCCUGUGCAUGCUUCAGAGCGUCCCAUCGACCCCCUAGCAAGCCCUCCACAGGAUCCUGUCGAUGACGGCUUCGAUCCCUCCCCCUUCUCUCUCGACUCAUCUUCCGAGACAUACGCCUCCUUCUCUCAGAAGAAUCUCCUCCGCCUAGCCGCACUGAGCGAGUCACAGCAAACCCUCUCCCUCUUUACUCCUGCCAUCCGUGACACCGUUUUUCGUGCUUGGGCAAGCUCCAAGGAAUCUCAAGACUCGUCCACAGUUGCGACGCCACUUGCCCGUCCAAACCCCUUGUCUCGAAUACACUCGUCCAUCGGCACACCCAAGUCAUGGUCUUCGGCGUCGUCUGAUGUAUCGGAUGCUCCGACACACUCUAGCAGGCCUUCACUGGCUAGUCACUCUACAUCUUCAACCGUCUACUCCAUGGGCACUAGCAGAUCAAGAGCGCAUGCAGCCAAGAAGAGGAAGAACAGGGUUGUCAAUUUGCGCAAAACUGCCCCCGAGGAGAACACCACCGAUGCUGACAGUGUCACGACCAAUGUCAGCGAAGAGGCUCCUGCCCCUAGCAUCACGCUUACUGAACCUCCCCAAUCGCCCCGACGGAUUCCAAAAGUUGAACCUGAGGCUGCGCAAAAAGCGCCGGCGUCGCAUGUCCGAUUCUCCGCCUCACAGGAGCAUUCGAGGCCGACUUCCGGAAAUCAGACUCCGACAACGACACCUAAACCCCAACGUCCUGCCUUGUCCACCGUCCAGACCCAACCUGUAUUCAGAGACAAGAAGGUGGACUCCGCAACCCGCUCCUCGUCCGCCUCACGUCUACGCUUCAACUCCGAGGGCUCUACUGGUGGCAUCCUAGAGCAAGCUUGGAUGAUGAAGAUGGCUGCCGAGGUGACUCGACGCGUCCAAGAAGAGAAGGCUACAGGCGGUGGCUUUUGGCACCAAUCCGAGGAGCCUGAACACCCACCUCCAGCUUACGCUGCAUGA